Vitrella brassicaformis is the source of this 2582-nucleotide messenger RNA. The record is from the annotation of a GenBank genome assembly. NCBI's taxonomy places the organism in Eukaryota, Vitrellaceae.
AUGCGAAGCUGCCUCCUCGUUCAAGUGCGGCGGCAGCAAGAAGCGGCGGUGACGGUGCAGCGAUGGUGGAGGAAGACCCUCGCCGGCCGUCUGCCGUUUCGUGUUUCAUCCUCGUUCGCGAACGGCAAGUCAUCUGACAACGCCAAGGCUGGCUCUCCGACUUUCCAGUCAACUGCUAUACUCUCUGGCAGCUCCGUCAUCUCCGUUCUGAAGUCGCCGCAGUCUCCCCAGUCGCAAGCCCCCGUGCACCGUGAGGAACGGGAAACCCUAGAGGAGGCAGAUGCCGCCGCAGAGCCCGCAACAGCACAAGAACUUCACUUCCUCAGGCAGAAGUCUGAAACUCAGGACCACGGGAGCCCACAAGUCCUCAACAACGACCUGGAAAGGGCACACACAGCAGAUCUCAACACAAGGAAGGUUAAGACGAGGAGGACUGUGAGUUUCUGCGCUGACAUGUUGCAUUCGGAGGACGAUCCGGCCAAGACGCAAGGGAGAGAGAUGCCAGUCGGAGCAGGCACAUACACAAGACGAAGGGAGUCCACUGUGGAGGCAUGCAUGACGGAGGUGAGACGGCCCAGCGGGGGAGACAUGAUCCCAUGGUGAGUGGUUGUUUCAUUUAGGUGCAAAAAGAGGUCGACGCGAUAGUGGAGAGGGCAAUUAGGCGACACGAAUACAUAGAAUGGAGCCGGAAAAGGAUUUUCUUGACGGUGUUGAGACGGCAUCAUCCCAUCCUCAGGUAGCGACAGGUCUGAGCGAAGGACCCUGCAUCUUCCCUGUCUCAUGUCUCAGUUUGUGCAUUCCCAACCCAGUGCUGACAGGUAUGGCGCAUACAUGUACAUGUCACUUGUCUGCCCGGAUUGACACGUGUCUUCGUGUAUGUAUGCAGCUGUGCAGAGAUGUCUCAUCGGCGGUGCGGUGCUAGUGGGUUUGUCAAUGAUAUCAGCCGCUUUCUACUCUUACGAAGAUGUAUCCAAUAAGCAUGCUGACGACUGCCUUCUCAAUUGUGGGGGCAAGCUGGGCGACUGGGCAAUCACUGCGAGGCGUAAGUGCUCCCAGGUGCCUCUGCACUAACUGACACACAGACGAAUCGUGUUGUACUUGCCGUGUUCUGCAGAGCUCGAUAUUUUUGUGUCGGCGUUGAUUAUCAGCAAGCCGGUAUAAGUGCGAGAGGCAAUCUGUCCAAAGCGGCUUUUUCAUUGCCUGUCAUCGCGUAGGUCCCAUUCUGUAUCUAUUUGCUCUUCCGGAAAGAAGUGCCGGUGAUCGCUCCCAUCGUCAAGCGGCGUGACGAUAGGAUUGGUUUUCGGUCAUCGAUCACCGACAGCCAGGCAUCGGCAUCGGCAUCGGGCCGUGCCAGCUUCACAGAUUCUUUUCGGUGGCCGUUUCGAGCUUCUCCAGACUUCCACAGGAAUAAGACCCUAGAUCGCAUGAUAAAGUCGAAGCGCUCGUCUAUCGACGCGACAGGGCGACAUUCGGGGAUCUUUCCGCUUGAGAUGGUGCGCACGACAACACAUUUCAGCGCUCCAUGUGACUCCCUUCCUUGUUUGUCUCUGCAGAAACUGGAUCGGUUGGAGAAGUGGCGCAGGAAGGAGCGGCUUGGCUUCUUGCUUGCCUUUCUCUGGUGGACCUGGUGCAUCUUCUUUAUCGUGGUGUUUGUCUUUUCGCCAACGCUCGCUGCUAUGGCAAGCGACGAGUUCAGCUCUCCACGGCCAGUCUAUCGAGACUUCGUCGUGACGGCCCUCAUCGACGUGAUCGGACACCUGGUGCUGCAGCCUAUCAUUCAUUUCCUUAUCGUCACGUGUCUCAUCGGAAGCGUGACGAAAACCGGCCUGCUGGACGGCUUUGUUGCUGCCUUUCCACGUUAUCUGGACUUUACUUGGGCAGGUGCCCAUUCGCCUCAGGAGCUGGCGGUGCAGCUGCACGUCAUUCGAGACGCAAACAUCGGCCGGCGUGUUGCGUCAGAUGCCGAGUGGGCGCAAGAUGAGGGCCUCAAGAUCGCCCUCACGGCCGUCAAGCUGCUCUGCCAUGGCCAUCCAAUAAUACUCGAGGAUCAGCCUGCCUCGGAAUACAGGCCUCCCUUCAGCACCAAAGGUGGUCAGCCUGACGAGAAUAUGCUGAAAUCAGCCAAAGAGGAGGCAUCGGAGGUCUCCAGCAUGUCGGCGCGUAAGAGGCAGAUAUUACGAUCACUGCCGUACAUGUCUUCCAACUACGAGACGCAAUGGUACAAGCCGACCGACCGCGUCCGAGUGUCCAUCUCGAUCCAAGCAAUGAACGACAACGCAGAGCACCCGCCCGACGCCUGUAGCCUUCCUGCAAAGCGCCCACUGAGACGCCCUCGCCCAUUGGCGCAGCCACAUGCACUUAUUUCCGUGGAAAAUGUGGGAGACACAGCUGAGACAGAAAGGUUCCAACCACAUCUACAGCAGCCGAAGCUCACGGAAGACGACUCGGCUGCGAGUUGGGGGACGACUUUUACCGACGUGAGCCUUGCCCCGCCUGUUGCAGUAGAGCACCAUCCGUGCCCCGCUUCUAUUCCUCACGAGGGCGCUAAAGAAGGGAAACUUGGGGCGAUCGAAUGGAUCUGA